UUCACAUGUACACUGCUCAAAUAGUGACGUACAAGAACGGUACCUCUAUAAAGAACACUCUUAUGACGUAAUAUCAUGUGAUACUCGGACACGUCACGCCGACCACACUUAUGUGGGCGUCAUAUUAAACCGUUCGAGAUAGUGCGCGGGAAAGCCGCGUCGGAGACAAGUGCAGCCCGGCUCAUGACCGCAGCAUUACGUAUAUACUGUAUACACUGCGCUACGGCAUGAAAUGCAGGAAAAACAUUCACACAGAGCUGACCGCCGCCCCGCAACCUAGCGCGUCUCAUCUCCUGCAGCACAACACACCGAGAGCAUUGCUGAAGGAUUGCAAGGAGCCUGCACACCACAGCUAGACGCAGGCGCGGUGGCCAAGUGUUUCGAUGUGCUGCUGUGGCGUGCACAAAGAAGAAGAUCCGAAGAUGAUGAGAGACGUCGCCACCAACGGAGAUAUUGGAUCCAUUCCAUCACUGCGGCAUGGAUGAUCCAUGGGGUGCACAGCACUUUGUACUUGGAGCUUUGCCAGCACCCAGACAAGUUUGCAAGCUACCUACGGAUGACGGUUGAAAACUUUGAUGACCUCCUGCAACGCAUCCAAGACAGGAUUUGCCGCCAAGACACCCACCUCAGACAGAGCAUCUCACCAGAUGAAAGCCUCAUUGUAACCCUUAGCUUCCUGGCAUCCGGCGAAAGUUUCUCGUCGCUCCACUUACAGUUUCGCCUGGGAAUUUCCAUCUCUGGGAUUGUCCGGACCACCUGCGAGGCGGAGUAUUACAACUACAAGAAGUUCUUCUCCACCAUACUUAUGGGCAUUGCGGAUGCGCAGUACAGAUUCAUCACUGUGGACAUGGGGUCAUAUGGAAGAACCAACGACUCCCGUGUGUUCAAGACAUCUGCCAUGGGGAGGAGGAUCUACUCUGGUAAGAUGGGACUUCCUGAAACAAGGGCCUUUCCUGGGACUGAUGGACCUCCAAUGCCCUUUGUUUUUGUUGGGGACAAGGCCUUCCAGAUGUGUUGCCAACUUGCUGAAGCCUUACUCCAGCCGAGGACUCAACUACAGACUGUCUCGUGCCAGACGCUAUGUGGAGUGUGCCUUUGGAAUUUUUGCGGGCAAAUGGUGGAUCUUCACACGGCCAAUCCAACUGCACCCGGACGUGGUUGAUCAGAUUGUUAAGGCAACUGUUGUUCUCCACAACUUUGUACUAACCAAGGAGCCUCACCCCAGUGAUCCUGAAGAAGUGGAAGCAGCUCUGCCUGGACUACAACAAUCAUCAAGAAGAUCAACCCAGGCCGUCAUGCGUCUCCGAGAUGAUUUUGCACGGUAUUUCUUGACAGAAGCUGGCAGAGUGUCUUGGCAGGAUCGUAUGCUCUGAACUCGUUUGGACUUUUUUUUUUAAUCCACUUUUGAUAGGAAACUGAUGUAUU
Molecule: messenger RNA, 1425 nt
Organism: Hyla sarda
Lineage: Eukaryota; Metazoa; Chordata; Amphibia; Anura; Hylidae
Exons: 3
Coding region: 482-1162 (226 amino acids)
Source: RefSeq, a predicted model, not a curated record